Messenger RNA from Notodromas monacha, 572 nucleotides. The record is from the annotation of a GenBank genome assembly. NCBI's taxonomy places the organism in Eukaryota, Metazoa, Arthropoda, Ostracoda, Podocopida, Cyprididae.
CCACCACUUCCACCAAUGUUGCCACCCAGCUUGGAUGCAUUCCUGGAUGUUUCUGGAUUUGACACCACAAAGAAGAAGACUACUACUGUGGCUACAACUCCUUCAGCUCCUCCAGUCACUCAACAAAGAGAUCAUUUGGACCUUCUAGUGGAUCAACACUUGAAACUAGCAGAGGACAACAAGAAAGCAGAACUAGCAGCAAAGGCGGAUCCCCUGGCAGAUAUCUUCCAAAAUCCACCUAGAGCCCCACCAGCAGCAGCAAUGGUACCUCCUGCUGGUGCCUUAUUUCCAGCUCCAUUACAGCGUCCAGCCCCACCACCAUCACAGCCAAUUCAAUUGCCACCUGCACCACAAAUGCCUCUCCAGCAGAGAGCACCCAUGGCAAUACCUCAACCCCCUUCUCCACAAAUGAUGUCUCCUGGCAUACAGCCUAUUUAUCAGAUCCCAAGGGUUCAGAGGAGGAUCUCCAAGUGAUGACUUGGUUAUUUAUAGUUGGCAAUAGUACAGUAGCUCCAUAAAAGGAGAGUCUGGGAAAUAAAUGAGGGAUUACUAACAUUACUUUGAUUCUGCUA